Linum tenue is the source of this 1558-nucleotide messenger RNA. The record is from the annotation of a GenBank genome assembly. NCBI's taxonomy places the organism in Eukaryota, Viridiplantae, Streptophyta, Magnoliopsida, Malpighiales, Linaceae.
AUGGGUCACUAAGUAGGCCCAUAAUCAGCACUACGACGUCGUUAUCUCAAACAAGAAAUUAGCCUUUCGCUUCUCCGCCUUCCCUCCCCGUCUUUUACAGCGCGCCUCCGUCUUCUUCGUCGCCGAUAUCAGAUUCAGCGGUAAAUCCCGAGUGAGAAGAACUCGAGAGAAGCUCGAUCGCUCGGAAUAUUGAUCCAGCAGAGCUCAUCAUCGUCGCAAGUUGCAGAGCAAUCACAGAUAGACGGCAGAGGAGGAGAAUGCAGUUCUUCGGAGGCUCCGACAUCAGUCCAUCCCCGCCGGCGCCCACCGCGCCGGGGAACAAUGCGCACAUGAUUUAUGUAUUCAAUCGGAAUGGCGUGUGCUUGUUGUACAAAGAGUGGAAUCGGCCACUUCACACUCUGAACGCGCAACAGGACCACAAGCUCAUGUUCGGUUUGCUCUUCUCCCUCAAGUCAUUGACUGCCAAGAUGGAUCCCACGAGUGCUGAGAAAGGGAACCUUGGGGUGCCUCAGUUACCUGGCCAGGGUUGUUCUUUUCACAGCUUUCGUACUAAUACAUACAAGCUGAGUUUCAUGGAAACUCCUUCUGGGAUAAAGAUAAUCUUGGUAACUCAUCCUAAAACUGGUGAUCUAAGAGACUCCCUCAAGUACAUUUACAACCUGUAUGUGGAAUAUGUUGUGAAGAACCCACUGUACACUCCUGGAGCCCCUGUCAGGUAACGAAUUGCCUCUCGUCAUUUUCAUGGUGUGAUAACGUGUUUUGACCUUUCACGAGAUUGAUCAUCUGCGCUUAGAUAUGUUAAACCUUGAAAUGUGAGUUUAAUUGUAAUGGUGACCAGAACUUGUGGUACAACCACACGGGAAUGGGUGAAAACUGCUAGAUCAGAUUACAAGGAGCUGUGUGUGUGAUUGGUUCACUAACUUGAAAGUUGCAACCAUAUAAUCCUAAAUCCUUUUGGGGUUAAACUAAGACUACAUUACUAGUGAUCUGCAGCGAUCAGCUCAUAAUGCCGAAAGUGAUUGCUGUUACACAAUGAAGCACGGCUUUUGACCCAGUAUGAUCAAUGCUAACAGUUCACUUUAUUUCUCCGCACAGUUGUGAACUUUUCAACACUGCUCUUGACCAAUACGUAAGAAGCAUCGCUUAAACAAUCAUGCAUGCAUUGGAAGUAGCUGCUAUCGAAUUGUGGGGAAUCAUACAUCACCGUGGCUAUGCUGUGCCUAGAAAGAAGGAACAGGUACAAAUUUGGCUUUGAAGUACUUCCUGGAGCAACUCCUUUCGAGGAUAGGAGUCGAGAAUGUGCUGCAGAUAGUUCGUCGAUACAUUUGACUUGAUGUACACGUUCCUCUUAAGACUAUUGUGCUGCUACUGAAAGUGGUAGGCUUGUUUGUGGUAUUGCCUUUGUGAAUCCAUUGUUCCCAGUGACCUUGCUCUGGUUUCUUCCAUCGACAGCUUGAAUCUAAUUGCGUGUUCUGAUAGCACCAUCAGUCAUCACUAAAUGGUAGGAUGAGUAGUGUAAAAAAUAGUUGCCAUACAAGAUAGAUGACAAUUGCAUUUU